Messenger RNA from Cornus florida, 653 nucleotides. RefSeq lists its product as uncharacterized. Bases 65 to 454 code for a protein of 129 amino acids. Lineage: Eukaryota; Viridiplantae; Streptophyta; Magnoliopsida; Cornales; Cornaceae. The record is from RefSeq and is a predicted model, not a curated record. The transcript has a single exon.
AAGCUACUUUUCAUCAUCACUCUAAAACACUACUCUCUCUCUCUCUCUCUCUAUCCAGCAGAAAAUGGCAGCCAAUCUUAUAGCAUUCAGACCUGUCGGAGUUCAAGCAUGCGCAACCUCCAGCCACCGCAAGACUGAUCUGCGCGCCAAAAAUUCUUCCUCUAAUUUCUGGACGCCGCUGUUCGGGUGGUCCUCCGAACCGGACUACAUUGAUUCCGAGAAUAACUGCAACAACGAGGAGGUGCCAGAUUUCACAGCGAAAGUUGAGGCCAAGUCGGACUCGGUUGUUGACCCGAAACAUCCCAGAUCUCGGUUCGCACCGGGUUGUUUCACGGAAGAGAAGGCAAAACAGCUCCGGAUGAUGACGAAGGACACGGAGUCGUUUCACGACAUCAUGUAUCAUUCCGCCAUCGCUUCACGCCUUGCUUCCGAUUUCUCGAACAGGCCCAAUUAAUCUGUAAUUUUUUGAAACGGCCGUCUCGACAACUAUCUCUUUCUUUUAUUUUUUUGUCCCCAAAAUUUAGAAACUGAGAUGUCAAUAAUCCGAUGAUGUGAUCAUCAAAUGAUGUAUGAUUUAGUUUUAAUUUUGUAUAUGUAAAAUGUGUAUGUAUAGCAGUACAGAUUCAUAGCUACUCCUAUUUGAGUUUUUGAUC